AUGUCGUUCAACGAAAUUGGCGCGGCUUUCACCCUGGCGACGCUUUCAAAACCCGUCUGCUCCACCAACGGGCGCAUACAUGCAGCGAGCGUAUGCAGUCUCAGUGGCAUAAAGAAGAGGAAGCGCACAGAAAUUGCCGUAGGGCUUAAUGGCGAGGGAAUCUCGAUAUACAGCCUCCAAAAUCCCCAACUCGUAACUUCCUACGCUCUGCCGCCAAGCACUGCCUUCACACUUGCUCCCUUCUCAGUCUAUCGCAAAGGCUCGUCCAAGACAUCUUCGCAGCGCUUCACAUAUGCCUCGGUCACGGGCUCCGCACAAUCCGACAAGUCGCAGCUGAUCUGCUUCCAAGAGAAGUCUUCUGGAGACCGCACCGAAACCGCAAAGACGGGGUAUGCCCCGUCCUCGGGUGCUCAAAUACUGGCGCUCGAUGCGCUCCCUGUUACGCCUGGUGGGUCCGCAACGGCUGCGACCCAUGACAUUCUCGCGACUUUCGAUAACGGGGACGUCAUUUGCUUGUCUGCGGAUCUCGAGACCGUUCGAUGGGUUGCCAAACUAGAAGCAGCCAAGGUUGGAGGAACGAUUGCACAUGUAUCGACAUCCACAGCGAAGGCAGUCAUCCGCGGCCUGCUCCGGAAUAGGGAAGAUGUUGCUUCUCUCUUGGCCCCCACAAAUGGCAAUGCAUCGGAUCUUCUGGAGCUCACACAGAUACUAUGUGUCGUUUCACGCAAGCCCAGCGGAUCAGUCACUCUCAGCCUUCUCCAAGUCCAGUCACGGUCGCCAGACCUUACCACUGCUCCAAUGUCACCUCUCAAACUUCUCGUAUCUUGGGACUUGAAACAACGGACCAACGCGUCUACUUCUACGACCCACUACGCACUCCACUCUUCUAGCGGCAUUCUGCAUAUGCUUGAGGGCUCGACUCUACUCUCAUACGACUUCUCUGAGAAUGUACCAAAACUGUAUUCGGAACUGACGCUACCCGGUUCUGAUAUCGACUCAUUUCUGCGCCUCUCACAAGAUACUCUACUGAUGACUUCACGACAAACGUGCCGCGUGUUUGAUGCCAGGUUCAACACGCUGCAGGCAGUACACUCCCUCGAUACCUUCUCGACCUUGUCGGAUGCAGCAAGUCCAGCUAAGAAGCGAAAGAUCGCCCAAGCGGAGACUACGGAGCAGAAUAGUCAAGUCAAUCUACUUGCAUACUAUGCUGAUCACGACCUCGUGGUAGCUGUGCGGGAGGGUGAGGUUAUCGGCAUGCAAAUUGACGGCUCUUUCACACACAAGCGCCCUAGACAGGAAGGCACUUUGUUGUCGGAGGCACUUGGCAAAGGAAUCUCCUGCACAAGCGCUCGCGAGGCGCAGAAAUGGAGUGAAAGAAAGGCAAAACUGGAUCGAUACGCAUCAAAGGGAAGAAUCAACAAGUUCGAGAAAGCCAUCGCAGGAGAUUUGGGUAUCGAGACUGAGUCGAACAUACUCAUAUUCAAGGAAGAAAACGAAGUGAAUGGAGGGCCUCUUACGAAUGGCAUGGGUCCCAGUAUACCGGACGAAGAUGCCAUGGCAAUCGAUCUCGACCAAGAGAACAACCCAGACGAUGACUUGAAAACAUGGAAGUUAUCAAGUGUCGUCCCAGAUAUCCGCAAAUCGCAGUACCGCCGAUAUGCUUUGUAUGCAUUGAGUAAGAUCUUCCGAUCGACGAUAGUCUCUCAGGACGACGGAAAUGCUCAAAGCAUUCUGAGGAUUCAGUUCUUUCCACCAAAUGUCUUCCAGUGGCUGCUCCACACCGGACACCUUUCUGUGGCCUCCAUCCGCCACGCAAUGCUUGAGGAGUCACCCAAGAAUGCGCAUCUGUCGCCGUCCAUUGUUGAUGGAGACAUUGUCAAAGCACUUGUCGAUUUCGACCCAGAUUUACACAUACUCUCUGCCAUCCUCAACUACAGUGGACAUUUGCCUGUUGGGGAAGUUGUCCAAGCUAUCAAGCUCCUCAUGCAAAGCUUAGACGAACAGCCAAAGGCGCAGAAUACGACGAAGCUUUUGACUAACGGCAACGCUCCUUCAGAAGAGGAAAUGGACGUCGACAUUACUUCCGAGCUUGACGCGGCGACUAACGAAGUUGAUCAUGCGCUCUCGGUACUUGAUCACGGCUUGCUCAUUCGCAGCCACACCCUUCGCCCAGCUCUGCUCCGAUUGCACGGGUUUUCACCACGCAUAAUCACCACUACGCUUCGCUCAAUGCUUGCACGACACGAUCUUGAGGCCCUGAUCAGUCUUCUGCACCUUGAGAUGAAGAAUGGAGGCUGGUCAUCGUCGUAUGAUGGCAGCGAUGCCGACCCUUCACCCCUAAAUGAGAGUCCAGACGAUCACGCAGUAGCUAUCAUUGCUUCGCUGCUUAGCUGCACUCUCGAUGCUAUCGGUGCUGGUGCUUGGCUUGCGACUGUCGGCAAUUCAGCAGAAUCCGAGUCGAGCGAAGACAUCAUCGAAGCCCUGCAAAGCGACACAUCAGAAGCACUCAACGGUUUCUGGGAAGCGCGAUACAUGCGUGGUCUUCUAGGCGAGUUUCUGCGAUUUGCUUCCAACCUGCCAAAGAGCCACAAACCGUCCAGCAAAUCACUCGAAAGACAAGGCAAGCCGUUCGCGGUCACGCAAGACGAUGGCGAGCUUCCCAUGUUACCCCUUGGUGCUAAGCCUGACAUGGGUAUCGAGAAGAUGAAGUCUGGCCGAGGAGGAAAGAAAGACGAGAUAAGCAAGCGUGAGAUGGGUCUAUUGAUCAGUAAAAAGGUGCCAAAGUACAGCUUUGAGAAGAUUGUGGUAUAG
Messenger RNA from Parastagonospora nodorum SN15, 2811 nucleotides. RefSeq lists its product as hypothetical. Bases 1 to 2811 code for a protein of 936 amino acids. NCBI's taxonomy places the organism in Eukaryota, Fungi, Ascomycota, Dothideomycetes, Pleosporales, Phaeosphaeriaceae. The record is from RefSeq and is a predicted model, not a curated record. The transcript has 2 exons.